CAUUUGGUAUUGUUAGAGUAAUUUAGCUACUAAGAAGCCUACAAUUUUGCUACUCUUUGGAUCUUGUUAAUAUUUCUACAGUUUAGCUCCUGAGGUAUUUCACUUCAAGCAAUGUGUAAUGGUUUCCCUUAAAAAGAAGAAAAAAAAGGAGCCUGACUACUGAAGGGACAGCACAGCAGGAGACACCAUAAAAUGGAUGCGAACAUGAGCAGCAGUGGCAGCUGUAAUGGUACAUUUUCAAAGGACCUGUUACCUCCCAUCUACGCUGUGGAGAUGUGUGUGGCGCUGGUGGGGAACAUACUGGCAUUGUGGCUGCUUGUGACUAAGGAGAGGAAGAACUGGCACACGGGAGUGGUGUUCUCCUGCAACCUGGUCAUCAGCGACAUCUUUUAUGCCCUCACUCUCCCCCUUCUGAUUGUCUACUAUUCGAAUGGACGGAUAUGGUUAUUUGGUCAAGGCCUCUGCAAAUUAGAGCGCUUCCUCUUCACCUGCAACCUCUAUGUCAGCAUUUACUUCAUCAUGUGCAUCAGUGUUAAUAGAUAUCUGGCCAUCGUUCAUCCCUUCUUCACUCGCAAUCACGUUCGCCCAAAGCAUGCCAAGAUCGCCAGUUUGUUGGUGUGGAUCUUGGUGGUAGGCAUUUCAUCUCCGGUUCUCUACUAUUCAGGUGUCAAGAAAACACGAUGCUCCUUAUUUAAAAAUCCAGAAGAUGAAUUUAAAAAGUUUAGCUACAGGGUUUUUAUGGCUGUUCUAGGCUGCUUGGUCCCAUUUUUGGUUACGUUUGCAUCCUAUUUUGGUGUCAUAUGGGUGGUUUUCAAAAAUGAGAAUAUCACAUCACUGGAGAAGAAAAAAGUGGCUCUGAUGGUGGGUUUAGUCUGCGUCCUGUACUCCAUAUCUUUUGUACCUUAUCACAUUCUGCAAAUAUGGCACUUUAAACUGAAGAUGGUAGAAAAGUCUAAUUAUUAUUUGUGUACUGGAUACCAAGUGUCAAAAGCAUUAGCCUGUGUGAACAUGUGCCUCCAUCCCAUCCUGUAUAUGGCUGUGUUUGACAGUAUCAGGACAAUGUGCUGUAGAAGGAGCUCAAAUGAACCUUAUUAAGCUACUUGUUUUUUUUAUGGACUUUUACCCAAAGUGCAUAAUGAAGGCUGGAUAAAUAAAGUAAUGGAUGUUUAUGUAUUUUCUUUUUAAAUUCAUGUCAGCCUGACGAAGCCAUAAAUGUCAAAUAGUUAUUUGGAUGCCUGGUGUCAUUGUAAAUAUACAGCAUAUACAGUUCAUUGAAAAUAAAUAAGUGACAGAAAACAAGUUCCUUAGUACUGUUAUUGUCAUUAGAAUGAAAUUGUCAUAAAAUUCCCAUAUAUUAAGUCUCUCUCUCUCUCUCUCUCUCUCUCAAAAAAUCCCGAAGUGUAUUGUUUGUCCAGUUUUGGUCAUUAUGAAAUGUUCCAUAUGAAUCCAAUACAUUUUCACAUGGAUACAAUUACCAGCCUUGUUUUCAAACUCACAGAAGCUACAAUGACAUGCAAUAUCCAAUUUUUUCCUCCUCAAUUAUAUUUUGCAAUAUUUUAUGCGAUACUUUGAAGGAAAUUUCAUU
Messenger RNA from Neoarius graeffei (lesser salmon catfish), 1585 nucleotides. It is a transcript of the gene p2ry11, whose product is annotated as purinergic receptor P2Y11. The transcript is spliced from 2 exons. Gene Ontology annotation, biological process: G protein-coupled receptor signaling pathway; cellular response to ATP; calcium-mediated signaling. Gene Ontology annotation, molecular function: G protein-coupled ATP receptor activity; neurotransmitter receptor activity. The record is from RefSeq and is a predicted model, not a curated record. Gene Ontology annotation, cellular component: plasma membrane. Lineage: Eukaryota; Metazoa; Chordata; Actinopteri; Siluriformes; Ariidae. The coding region runs from base 193 to 1095 and encodes 300 amino acids.